AUGUCCCUCUCAGCGCUGCUCCAUGGGGACACCUUCUUUCUUGACGACUUUGCUGUGCGGCAGUGGGACGACCCGAACUACUCAGGCACUCGGAUAUCACAUGACAAGGCGGACUUUGUGGCGAAGGUGCACGAGCUGUUCAAGCAGAGCGGUGCCAAGCUGGUAGAUGGCUAUGCCCCCUUCUGCAAGCACGAGGCGGCGGUGCAGCCCGUGCCCGUGGCGGCCCACCUGGAUCUGAUCUUGUACAGCCGGGAGCAGCUGGUGGAGGAGUACAGGGCCAUGCCGUCAAAGAGCGGGGGGCAGGACCCCGACCUUCUGCUGCCCAAGGUACCGUGGGGCAUCAUCUCUGUCAAAGCGCAGAACGAAGACUAUGAGACACCCAUGCAGCCGAUCACCAUGAUACGAAACGCCCUUGGUCGCGAGGAGGGCGGCAGUGGGGUGCCCCUUAACAGGGAUGCAUACGAGGCGUCCUGCAACUACUGGCAGCACCAUGCGCCCAUUGUGGCUGGAGAGGAACCCAGCGGCGAGUAG
Molecule: messenger RNA, 531 nt
Organism: Monoraphidium neglectum
Lineage: Eukaryota; Viridiplantae; Chlorophyta; Chlorophyceae; Sphaeropleales; Selenastraceae
Product: flagellar associated protein
Exons: 6
Coding region: 1-531 (176 amino acids)
Source: RefSeq, a predicted model, not a curated record